AUGAGUGCAAAUGUUGUGCCCUGGGAGUGCCGGGACAAGGAUGACCAGUCAGAAGCGCUUUACAAUGUACCCUUACACAGGACCAAUCGCGCUCUGACUCAAGAAAAUCAGCGACUGAAAAAGCUGCUUCGACAGCACAAUAUUCCUUGGUCAACGAUCUCACAGACUCACUUGUCUACUGUAGAGCCCGGGCGCCGCAAAACUCGAUCAUCGAACGCGGGCAGCGAAAUGGCAGGGCUUCGACUGCCAACAGAGGUUUUGCUUCGCAUUCUCAAGUUCGCCAUGACCAGCCCAUACCCUAUUCUUGAUCCGCUGUCCUCGCUUGCCCAGGAGAAUAUAUCCGAGUUGGAAAGAGAGCGGGGGAAUCAAAUCUCCAUCCACUUUCUAGCCACUUGUAGUGCUAUGCAUACAGAGGGUACGAAAUAUCUUUGGGAAUGUAACCGAUUCGUCUUUACUUGUCCUCAAGCUCUCCAAAAUUUCGGCGAGCUCAAUGCUCGCUUCCGCCACCCUAUCCAAAGCAUCACUUUGCGCGUGAUUGCGCGAUACUAUGAUGAUCAACGCCGCCGUCACAAAUUGGAGGCUGGCUAUCAUGCAGAUUUGAAGAAGGAUCAGCCUCUUCGGGUUCAUAUGCGCCCUCGCGAGUCCCUCCUUGUUCGAGGUGGCUUCCGAUGUUAUACCUGGAACCAGAUCGUGGACUUCUUAGCUGCCUUGCGUGCUCCAUACGAUGCCGCUCAUCGCGACAAAGCGAAAGCACGGCCAAAACUUCUACCAAAUUUGAAAGUUCUUCGCCUCGAUCUUGUCAAUUUUUCUGAUGAACUUGUUCCCUUUUCAGGCUCUGAGCUGCAUGGAAUUACAUCUCACGAGCUAGGUUGCACGCUCAACGAAUUGCAGGUUACUGGGAUGCCUUUCGAUGACGCUGGAAUGAAGGCUUCGGCGGAACUGAGUGGCAUGCUCAAGGACGAAGGCCUUUACCUUGACGGGCCAGCUGCCUUUGUUGCCCAUAAGAAGCAUUUGCAGGAGCUAUCUGGUAGCAAAUGGUGCGCAAGGAUCAUUCGCGCGUGGAAGUCGGAAGAGGGGGAAGACGAUGAGAUGGAUGAUGGGCAUGACGGCCACGACAGUCCGCUGACUGGAUGGCAUCGACCAAAGCUGGGAAUCCUUCCUCCAGCUCCCGAGGAAAAGGGGCAUCCGACAUCGACAAGACUAGAAGGUACUGUGAUUUGGAAACGAGUUCCUACUUCGCGAGACAGCGACGAACGACAGUGGACCGAAUUUUCCCGAUUCAGCGGGUAUGAAAUUGACAGUGCAGAUUCGGACUCGGACAGCAAUCUCUGUCCUUGCUGCGGCGAAUCGCAUCCUGGGGCAUCAUUUUUGGACUUUUUGAUGGAUGAUGAAGAUGGUGAAGAUGAUGAAGAUGACGGAGACGAUGACGAGGAUGAGUCGUUUGACUCGGAUGAGGAAAUGUAA
This is a messenger RNA of Beauveria bassiana ARSEF 2860, 1464 nucleotides long. RefSeq lists its product as uncharacterized. The transcript is spliced from 2 exons. Lineage: Eukaryota; Fungi; Ascomycota; Sordariomycetes; Hypocreales; Cordycipitaceae. The record is from RefSeq and is a predicted model, not a curated record. Bases 1 to 1464 code for a protein of 487 amino acids.